Molecule: messenger RNA, 2571 nt
Organism: Lytechinus variegatus (green sea urchin)
Lineage: Eukaryota; Metazoa; Echinodermata; Echinoidea; Temnopleuroida; Toxopneustidae
Product: UDP-glucuronosyltransferase 2B33-like
Exons: 8
Coding region: 75-1730 (551 amino acids)
Molecular function (GO): UDP-glycosyltransferase activity
Source: RefSeq, a predicted model, not a curated record
CCGUGUAUGCUGCGGAAGUUGUACUCUACUCGUGCUGAAAAGGGCAGUCAUAUUCGCAACUGAGAAGUACCCGUAUGCAAGCCCGACUGGUAGAGGAUCUAAUAAAAAUGGCUGAUUCAGUCUCUUCUCGGUUCCUGGUUUUAGUCUUGAACGCACUUGUUCUUGGACUUAUCUCGACGAUACCUUGCGCAAAUGGGGCUAACUUCUUGGCAACGCUGUUCCAUCCGGCAGGACAGGCAUCGCAUUACCGCUUUAUUGCACGAAUCACCUCUGGUCUAAUGGCUAGAGGACACACGGUAACGCUCUUGGUUACUGAUACGUAUGAGCUCAAAGGUUUCGAUAAAGAUAAUGUCGCUACCAGGAUUAUAAAAUUUAAGACAACCACCUCGUCGCCCAUUAAAUCCAUAUUUAACGACAUGCUCUCAACACCUGACCAAGCCGAACCCGGUAUUCUGUUGACGAUGAAGAUGUUUCUGGCCCUAAGAGACUACUCCCUUCAGAGUUGUGAAGAUUUGUUCAACGACCGUGAACUAAUGAUUGACCUCCGGAAGCAAAACUUUGACCUCGUCCUCCUUCAAAUGUUCGUACCCUGUGAUCCUUUGGUGGCUGAGUAUCUAAAGGUACCUUAUAUUGCUAUGACGCCAAGCUCCAGGUUUCCUGCUUUCGACGAGGACGUCUACAACAUGGAGAUGCCGUCAUCGUAUGUACCAUUUGAAAGUAUGAGCGACCUCACAGAUGAGAUGAGUUUUGUCCAACGGGUGCAGAACUUCGUUGGACGAUACGGAAUGUUGAAGUUUAUACAGUACCUGAACACGAGGCCGUAUCGUAAGUUACAGCUUGAGCACAACAUUGACCCUACAUCCUCGAUCCGGGAGAUUUCUGGACGAGCUGAACUGUGGUUGUGUCACAUUGAUUUCGCUCUUGAGUUUCCCCAUCCUACUGCUCCCAAUUGGAUAAUGAUAGCUGGUCUGGUGGCAGAAGGAGAGACCAAACCUCUAACUCAGGAAUUGGAAUCGUUCGUUCAAGGAUCGGGAGAACAUGGUGUCAUUGUAUUUAGCUUGGGUUCGACCGAUGUAAAUCUGUUAAGUGGGCGAAUGAACGAAGACUUCGCAAAGGCUUUCAGUGAAUUGCCGCAGAGGGUGCUAUGGAAAUAUGUUGGCCCUCCUCUACGUAACCUUGGUAACAACACUCGCCUGAUGUCGUGGUUACCACAGCGUGACCUCCUCGCCCAUCCCAAAACGAAACUUCUGAUAUACCACGGAGGUCUCGCCGGUGUCUACGAGGCUAUGCACUUCAAGAAGCCCAUGGUUCUUAUACCACUCUUUGCUGAUCAGCCCUCCGUAGCGGCCCGUAUCGCAAAGAAGAAGAUGGGUGCUGUCCUUAAAAAGUCAACACUCUCAGCUGACCUCAUCAGAUCAACUAUUAACCAAGUCCUGACAGACCCAAGUUACCAAGCCAACGUUGAGAAGUAUGGAUCCAUCAGCAAAGACACGAUCGUCAGCCCGCUGGAGACAGCUAUGUUUUGGAUCGAACAUAUCGUCAAAUUUGGCGGUUCACAUCUUAAAUCUCGAGCUGGAGAGAUGAACUUCGUCGCCCUCAACUCUCUGGAUGUCAUUGCUUUUCUCCUCGUCAUCGUCCUACUCGGGCUUUAUAUCGACUACCUUAUCUUGCGAUCAUGUUACCGAUGUAUUACCAGAGGGAAAACCACGGCGAAACCUAAAUCGGACUAAAUGAUCUGAAAUCCUAUCAAUAAAAGUUCUUUUUUUUAACUUUCUAAACUAAAGAAAAAAAAGCGACAUUUUUACUCAUUUUUUAAUCAUUUAAUUGAUAAUGAAUUUAGAAAAUAAGAUUUUUCAGACUAUUCAUUUAAUAACAAGUGAAAGUCAUUCUUAAUCGAGUGAAAUUUUUUUCAAUACCUCCGAACAUUUAAUCAUUUACUGGAUGAAGUGCAAAUAGAGGACUAACCUCAAAUUCACUGAUGUGGUUUACUGUACACCAUGUGGAGAGUUAUAGAAACAGUGGAUAGAAGAAGAACAGAAAUGGAUAGGCGAGAAAGUGGAAAUUAGAGAGUAGAGUAUUCUUUUCUUGAAUGUAGUCCUGAAAAGGACUGUAAACCAAAAAAGAUUGAUGAGUUGAAAAGCAGCUUGAGUUGUAGGAUGGAUAUGGAGAUGCUGGCUUGAGUCGGCGAGUAGAGAUGAUGAGCAGAAGCAGUAGAGAGACGAAAAUCAGUUUGUCAUGAAGAAUAUUAUUAUAUGUUAUGUUUAUAGAUGAAGGCGAAUACCCCAAAAGCAAAUUCUUGUGGUGGGAUACGACUAUUAUACAGUAAACAAUACAAAGAAAAGAUAACAGCAAAAUUAAUGUUUAGACAUUUGCGAAUUUUAUUGUGAAAUAAAAUGUGAUUUUGUAUACGCAAGAGGAAUCAUAAGUACUCUCAAUUUUGUUUUUCUUACGCAUCACCUUAUAGGUAAAUCCGUACCAUAAAAAAUUAUAUACUUUGGACUAUACAUAUAAUAUUAGGCCUACUUAAUUUCUAUUUGACAGAAAGUACAAUUUGUUUUGUCAAAGUAAGAU